Mycetomoellerius zeteki is the source of this 507-nucleotide messenger RNA. RefSeq names its product protein bric-a-brac 1-like. Gene Ontology annotation, biological process: regulation of transcription by RNA polymerase II. Bases 1 to 507 code for a protein of 168 amino acids. The record is from RefSeq and is a predicted model, not a curated record. Gene Ontology annotation, molecular function: DNA binding. NCBI's taxonomy places the organism in Eukaryota, Metazoa, Arthropoda, Insecta, Hymenoptera, Formicidae. The transcript has 4 exons. Gene Ontology annotation, cellular component: nucleus.
AUGUGGCAGAAGUGCUGGAACACCAACCAGAGUCUGGUGCACAAUCUACGCUUCCGGGAACGUGGACCCCUUAAGUCUUGGCGACCAGAGACUAUGGCGGAGGCGAUCUUCAGCGUGCUGAAGGAAGGACUCUCCCUCAGCCAAGCGGCAAGGAAAUACGAUAUCCCCUACCCGACGUUUGUCCUGUACGCGAAUCGAGUACACAACAUGCUAGGUCCUAGCGCUGACGGCGGGGCCGAUUUGCGCCCGAAGGGACGAGGACGACCGCAGAGGAUUCUGCUGGGUGUCUGGCCAGACGAGCAUAUCCGCGGUGUGAUUCGCGCGGUGGUAUUCCGCGACGGGCACUCGCCACACAUCGUUAAGGAGGAGCCGACCACGAUGUACCCCAGCCUGGCGAACUACGCGGCUUGCAAUGGCCCGGAAGGCGCAGUCAGCCCGGGUGCGGCAGCUGCGGCUGCGGUCGCAGCGGUCGCUCAAGGGACUCUGUCCCACGAUUAUAUUAAGUGA